AUGGCCCACGACCGGUCCUACGAUUUCAUUAUCAUCGGUAGUGGUCCGGCUGGAUGUACACUAGGUGCAUCUCUGGCAAGCUCGGCCAAGAAGCCGAGCGUACUGCUCCUCGAAGCUGGUGGGCGGAAUGAGGACAAAUCUUUGCGGGUCGAUGGAAAGCGCUGGACGACAUUCAUGGGGGAGAAGAUGAACUGGGGAUCAAAGACAACCCCGCAAGAGCACUGCUACGGCCGUCAACUCGAUUAUUCGCACGGCAAAGGGCUCGGAGGCGGGUCUGCGAUCAAUUUUGGAGUCUACACUGUUGGAGCGCGAGACGACUAUGAUCUAUGGGCAGCUGAGGUCGACGACGAGACUUUUGGCUGGGAUAAAAUGCGAGCGCGACUCAAAAGGAUGGAAAAUUUUACGGGCAUUGAUCCUCCAGAAAACCGGAAGUAUGGUCAGUCUGAACUUACAGACCAUGACAACAAAGGUGGCUUGCAUGUUGGCUAUGCCAAAGAAUGGGAGUCGGAUUUAACCGUGGUGCUGGAUGCGUUUGAACAAGCUGGAGCUCAGCGAAACCUUGAUCACAACUCUGGUAAUCCCCUUGGAUUCGGACUUUGUAUCAAUUCCGCUUCUAAGGGCAUGCGAUCGACCGCUGUUGAUUUGUUGGCUGAAGCCCCAGAUAAUUUGGUCAUUGUCUCUGAUAGCCCAGUGCAACGUAUUAUAUUCGACGAAAAGAAGACUAAGGCUGUGGGAGCCGAGGCUAAUGGCAAAAAAUAUUUUGCCAACAAAGAGGUCAUCCUUUCUGCGGGGUCACUUGUCAGUCCUAGGAUUUUGAUGCAUUCUGGCAUCGGUCCAGCCGAAGAACUGCGUAAAUUCGGUAUUCCAGUUAUCCACGAUUUACCAGCUGUCGGUCAAGGACUCCGCGACCACCACUUUGCUCCACUUAUCGUGAAGCGCAACCCCCAGACCAACGACCGCAAUGCUUUCUACCAAGACCCAAGGGCCAUGGAGGCCGCAAUAAAUCAAUGGCAGAAAGACGGUACCGGUCCGUGGGCACGUCACGGCUGCCAACUAGGUAUAGGCUGGUUCAAAUCCGACAAAAUCACAUCCUCUGAGGAGUUCAAGGCUUUACCUCCAUCUAUCCAGGAUGCCAUGAACCGCGAGACGAUUCCUCACUACGAGAUUAUCAGCCAUUUCCCCGUGCAUUUCAUGUUCCCGCAGCUCUUACAAGACUACAGCUACAUCUGUCUAGCUGCUUUCUUAAUGAACGGACAAUCUGUCGGAGAAGUGCGAUUACAGUCCUCCGACCCAGAUAAGCCCCUGUCCUUUAAUCCCAAAUUCCUCGAGCAUCCAUAUGAUCGCCGAGCAUGCAUUGAGACCUACCGUCAUUUAUUGGACCUGACCAAGCACCCCUCAUUUGCUAAAGAUACGGUCUCUACAAUCAUGGCACCGGCAUCCGAGUCCGAUGAGGAUAUUCUUGAGUUCUGGAAAAACAAUCUUUCGUCCAGCUGGCAUAUGGUGGGAACCGUGAAGAUGGGUAGAGAGGGUUCCAGUAAUGCCGCUGUCGACAAUCGCUUCCGCGUCUUUGGGGUGGAAAACCUACGUGUGGCUGAUCUGAGUGUGGUGCCAGUUCUGACCAACAAUCACACACAGGCCACUGCUUAUGCGACUGGGGCAACAUGUGCAGAUGUUUUGAUUCGCGAAUAUGGACUGAAUGAAUAG
Penicillium vulpinum is the source of this 1704-nucleotide messenger RNA. RefSeq names its product GMC family oxidoreductase. The transcript is spliced from 3 exons. Gene Ontology annotation, biological process: cellulose catabolic process. The record is from RefSeq and is a predicted model, not a curated record. Lineage: Eukaryota; Fungi; Ascomycota; Eurotiomycetes; Eurotiales; Aspergillaceae. Gene Ontology annotation, molecular function: flavin adenine dinucleotide binding; cellulase activity; oxidoreductase activity, acting on CH-OH group of donors. The coding region runs from base 1 to 1704 and encodes 567 amino acids.